AUGUCCGAGCCGCGCUCUGGGCCGGUGUCGUUGACACGAUAUCGGCCCAUUCUUUACCUUUUCACCGGCGUCGCUGCCGCAUAUGCGGUCAUCUACAUUCGCAACAGCGUCACAUCCUCGCGCCCUCCCCGGCCGAGUACAGUGCGCCGCCGAAAUGCCAUGCGCCGGACCAGAGGACGAAGCGACGAGAGACCUAGACUCGAAGAUACACCGUCGUACCGCGCAAUCUCUCAUCUCGAGCUUUUGGAGCGCGAAAACGGCGUCUAUGGAACAUUUCGAAUCGAGACAGAGGAUGGAAGACGGGUGGAAAGCGGGCUCCUCCCUUCACUGCUAUCGACUCGUGACCAGUUGAUGGAAGAGGUUGGUGUUCUCCCAGCCCAUGCGGAGCGCAUGCGCGAGAUGAUGGAGGACACCUUUCUGAGGUCUUUCCUGGCGCUCGAUUUCCCACCGACACAUACUUUGCCCGAGGGCAGUCGUGAACGAGCGUAUCUUACGGCACAGCUGGAACAGAGAGGAAUCUCAGCGAGCGGGAUUGAGCGGGCACUGGCGCGUUUCAACGCGGACGACAAUUACGGCGAGGAGCUCCGUCGGCGCCGUCAGAACGGGGACCGUGUGACAUUGUCAACUUCGACGUUUCCCCUUGCGAAUGAGACAGAUCAGAACCAGGAAGGCGGGGAGACGGUCGUUGAUGAUCAGAGUGUAUUUUCCUGGAGGGGGGGCAACCACGAAGCGUCUCCUACGCGGGAGGGCCAGAAUCUGUUGAAUCUGCUCUAUCAUAUCGCGGAAGACCAAGCCCGGCGAGAUGGGUACAUUCACCGUGGAGUGACCUGCAACAGUUGCGGGGCCAUGCCUAUUCAGGGAAUACGCUAUCGCUGUGCCAAUUGCAUUGACUAUGAUCUUUGCGAGACAUGCGAAGCCAUGCAAGUUCACGUCAAAACACAUCUUUUCUACAAAGUCCGCAUCCCGGCUCCAUUCCUGGGCAAUCCUCGUCAAUCGCAGCCAGUCUGGUACCCCGGAAAACCGCUGAGUAUGCCACGAAGUCUGCCACGGCCACUCGCCAAGCGACUGAUACGAGAAACUCAAUUUGAAAAUACUGAGAUCGAUGCUCUCUGGGACCAAUUCCGCUGUUUGGCAAGCCAUGAAUGGGCAGACGAUCCAAACAAAAUCUAUAUGGCUAUUGAUCGCAAAACAUUUGACCGGUGCUUCGUUCCCAAUACCUCUGUACGCCCACCUCCUCCGAGCCUUAUCUAUGAUCGCAUGUUUGCAUUCUACGAUACCAACGGGGACAACCUCAUCGGAUUCGAGGAAUUCUUGAAGGGCCUCGCUAGUCUCAACAACAAGAGCACUGAUGAACGACUGCGUCGUGUCUUCCGUGGUUAUGACAUUGAUGGCGACGGAUAUGUUGAGAGGAAAGACUUUCUCAGAAUGUUCCGAGCCUACUAUACGCUGAGUCGGGAGUUGACCCGGGACAUGGUUGCAGGGCUUGAGGAUGACUUUUUAGAUGGUGGUGCGCGGGAUGUAAUCCUUGGCAGCCAGCCUAUCAGCUCUGCUUUCCCUGGCACUAUUCCUGCGGGUGAAGCCUCAAGGGUUGGCGAAGGCAAGCGGGUGAACGCGGACGGAGACAUGGAGAUCGUUGACAACAGUGGCAUCACUCGUCCGGACAGCGCUGACAUUGGCGAUCGAUAUUCGGUAAUCGGUGACGCCUCUGUUCGACAGCAAUUUGGUCGCACAAGACCGUUGUUCCCAUCCGGUGUGCGGCUGCCAAAUAUCGUGGUUGAGCCCCGGCAGCACGAUGACACCGAGGGUGGCGAGGUUGGAGAGAACAAUGACCCAGAAGGAGAAAGACGAGAAGAGGCUCUUCAGGCCGGUGAGUUGAACGAUGAAGUCGUAUGGCCGCGAUUGUCCUCAGUCCAGCCAGAGGACAUUGUAAAUAUUAUCGGAAGGUACGUGCCCCCGGAGAUCACCAACCCAACCAGAGCACGCCUUGUGACGAUCAUUUUUGACAGGUUCCGAGAUAGCGAAGAAAGACGUUUCGAAGAAGCGCGUCGUAACGGGAUUGACGAGCGUUGGCGUCGGAGGGCGUUCUACACCGAUGAAGAAGACGGUGCUACGAUCCCUGACGGCUACCGCAGAGAUCCCGCGUUUGAUGAUUACGAUGAUGAUGCGAGCGACGGCACGUCUGUUGACGAUCCGGCCGCUCAUGAAUCACAUCCUCCGUCUCCUCGUUCAAGGUCCUCUUCCAAGGUACGAUUUGAGGAUGAAAUACCCGACGAUUACGAUGUUCGAUCCAAUCCCUCGACAUCGUCUCGUAGCAUUCCUGUGGGUGAGAGAUGGGGUGGCUUCGAAAUCCCGGAUGUUGAAAGAGAUGUCGGCAAAGAGUACCUCUAUCAAGUGACACAGCAAGGCUUCAAUGAGCUUCUCGACAUUCUUUUCAAGGAAAAAGAAGACUUGAUGAUGGAGGUAUAUCGCACGCGCGCUGACCGGAAGACCUGGGCACAUGAAAUCGAGCAGUAUGAAAGCGUUGCUCAGAAACCCCCACCCAAAGGGGCAGAAGCUCUCUUCCCAAAGAAUGAAGAACACUUGCAUGAGAUGACCCAAGAGCGUUCGCUAGAUGAUCUUCUCAGUCGUGCCGGCUACUCUGUCUCCAGCCCGACCUUGGAGCCGGCUGAUGCUCAACCCGUAUUGGCUCCCACAUUGUCACCCCGCGCGAUAACUUCAGGCAGUGGUGUACCAUCAGUAUCUGCGUUCAAUUCUCAUGUCAGUCGUGGCCCUGAGGUGUAUACUCCUCUUGGACGACUUGAGGGCAUUGAUGGCGGCCACGAUGAGGACGAUUGGACAGACUCAGUGACCAGUUCCAUCGGGGAAGUAGACCAAAUGAGUAUGUCUGAUCAUGUCACUUUCGAGGAGUCAACCGACAUGGCGCCUGAGGACGUCUCCGAGCCAUCAUUCGCUUACGAUCCAACUCUCCCGCAAUUCCGCCCCGAGGCAGACAGCUUUGAUGAACCUGCUGCAGUGAUCGUCGACCGCAGUGUUGGUGGGAUCGAUUCCCACCGUCUCCCGAGUCAACUUGUGCUCCUACCAGAAAGCACCAUCUCCCUCCCUGCCCCAUCUUCUCCCCAUCUAUCCUCGACAGACGCCGAGGAAACCGCACCAAAGCUUUCUCCCUCGCCCAUGCAGCCACUCCCUCCACCAUCAGCUUCUUUCACCCCGACCCAAGAGAGCUCUGUCCCACAAAGACCGGGGCCUCGGACUCUCGCCCGAUGGGCGUAUUUCAAUCGCCUUGAGCGCGAAGCCAAGGAGCGUGGUGGCAGUGGCGCCAAGCUCAGCUUCGAAGAAUUCAGUAAACGUAUGAUGAACGACAAAGGUCGUCGUCUGGCGUUUGUCGCCUCGUGGAUCGAGAUGGCCAGUUUUUAA
This is a messenger RNA of Penicillium diatomitis, 3414 nucleotides long. RefSeq names its product EF hand domain protein. NCBI's taxonomy places the organism in Eukaryota, Fungi, Ascomycota, Eurotiomycetes, Eurotiales, Aspergillaceae. The coding region runs from base 1 to 3414 and encodes 1137 amino acids. Gene Ontology annotation, molecular function: calcium ion binding; zinc ion binding. The record is from RefSeq and is a predicted model, not a curated record. The transcript has a single exon. Gene Ontology annotation, cellular component: cytosol; membrane; intracellular membrane-bounded organelle.